UCAUGAUGAACAAAUGAAAUUCAAAUCUCUCUUUCUUUUCAUUGCUUUUUUGUCCUUCGAACUACAACUACUACUACUUUUGCCGUUAGCAACUUGAAAGUUGAAACUCCUUAGACCCAACUCACUACUAUUUCUCUUUCAUAAUACUCUUUUUUUUUUUUUUUCUUUACUUUUUUGGUUCCUACAACAUGAAGUCGUUAUCUUCUUCUCCUUCCUUUUCAUCAUGUUCAUCCACUAUCACCUCUUUUGAUGCAAAUAUGUGCAAUUCAAAGAGUGCCACUGCCGGGUGUCUAGCCGGUCUUUUGCGCCGAAUUCUCUGCUCUGGCAACCUUCCUACACAUCCUUCAGAUCAAAUCAAAGAAGUUGAUUCUGUGUUAUGUGAUAAAGAUCAUGAAUUGAAGGCCAAGGAAAGUAUUGAGACUACCACUGCGCCUGGGAUAGUGGCAAGGCUUAUGGGUUUGGAGUCGAUGCCAGAGAUCAACUUGUUACAUAAUUCAAGCCCAAAUUCAAUUUCACGUAGCCGAUCCAUGAAUUCAGCUGAUCACUUGGCCGGGUUUGAUCAAAUGCAAGGGCAGCAUCGAAGGGUCAAAUCCACGUUGUCCUUCCGAGAGUUGCCAACCUUUCUCGAGCUUGAAAACGAGAACUUUCUUGUACUCAGCUUCGAAAAUGGAGGUGAAAGUAAAGAGUUAAGAUCAGAAGGGGGGAAAUCUGAAAUGGGUUUUGGAGAAUUGAAGCAAAGACGAGCAGAAAGAUGUAAAAACAGGGAGAAUAGAACAGAGAGGGUGUCAGAGAAGAACAAGAAAAAGAAGAACUACAACAAAGGGGAUCAAGGAACCAGCAGAAAGGUUUUAAAUUAUUUGAAUGAGCAGGAGAAGCAGAGUAAGAGAAUCUCAGUCAGUGACAAGCCUGUUGAGAAGGUAUGCAAUAAUGUUAAAGACUCAACUAUCACUACCUCUCCUGCCAAAAACUCCCAUGAAAAACCACAUGUUGUUGUCGCCUCGGAAGCUGUGAAAUCGUCCAAACCCGUUAGCCACAAUGAAGUCUUCCAUAAAGGGAAACCAAGGAGGAAGAAGAAGAAAACCAGUCCAUGUCUAGUUCAAAUGGUAGAAUCUGAUGGAAGCUCCGAAGAUUCGAGCCCGGUUUCUGUUCUUGAGUUUGAUCAUUUCCUUUUUGAUCCUCAAGUUUCAAGAUCAGAAGAAGAUUCGAGUUUGGCUGAUUCAAGGUCACGAAGGAAGUUAUCCCCGGAGCUUGAAAAUUACAAGCAGCAAUCUCCACGAAAGGACAACAAUUUGAUAGGUGAUGAUGAGAUGAAAACAAAGAAUAUUGAAGGCAAAUAUCAUGGCACAAAGAAGAAAGAGUGCCACAGCCAAAACUACAAGGAAAUGUGGGGUGAAAUUCUCACACUGACUGGUGCUGAGUUGGUUCAUUCAAAUUGGGUAUACGGGAGAAUAGGGAAGCAUCAAGAUUUUGAAGAUAUUGGUGCAAAUAUUGAGCUGGAAAUUCUUGAUCGAUUACUAGACGAGCUGGUAGGUCAAUUAGUUGGACUUCAAUGAAAAAUUUGAUCUUGUAAGACUUUUACUACAACCUUUGUAAAUUUCGCAUUUACAAUAAACUCUACAAAGAAAGUUUUUUUUUUUUUUUCUUCUUC
Messenger RNA from Quercus lobata, 1648 nucleotides. RefSeq lists its product as uncharacterized. The record is from RefSeq and is a predicted model, not a curated record. Bases 189 to 1553 code for a protein of 454 amino acids. The transcript has 2 exons. NCBI's taxonomy places the organism in Eukaryota, Viridiplantae, Streptophyta, Magnoliopsida, Fagales, Fagaceae.